Molecule: messenger RNA, 5817 nt
Organism: Podarcis lilfordi (Lilford's wall lizard)
Lineage: Eukaryota; Metazoa; Chordata; Lepidosauria; Squamata; Lacertidae
Source: the annotation of a GenBank genome assembly
CAAGGGAGCAGGCAUAACUGUGCCCCCUCCCCAAUCAUACAUCUGCUAGAAGAUAUCUAACAUUUGUAUAGCCGCCUUCAAAUAUUUGGCCCACUUCCUUUCAGCUCGUUCUCCCGCCACCGCCUGCUCAAACACCCCACACAACUACGAGCUACAUAUAACUCAAAAAUUAUAUUAAAAAGGUGGAACCACAAGCAGUUCGCACUUUUUUGUGUGCACGAAGCUGAAAGGGAUAUACCAGCAGGAAACUUAACGAAUGAUUGGAAUACCGCUAAUCUCUUUCAAGCAACAUUAUUUUUUUAUAUAUAUAAUAUAGAACCGUACACCUCUCUCUGCCCCCCCAAGUGCCUCCUUCCAACAUUUCUUUAUAUUUUUUUAUUGCAUGGCGACAUGCUUGCCAUGGUUAGACAAAGAACAGUUUCCAGAGAGCUCCAGGAUUACUUAGGGAAGCUUUGAAACGCAGCUUUUCGCUAAUUGUCAUUGUCUCUCUCGUUCUGUGGAAGCAAGCGGUCUGCAACUCUUUCUGACUUGCUGUUAUUCUGCAACCAAGUUCCCUUAUUUUGUUUAAACUCCUCCCCCCCCCCAAAAAAAAUAAAGCAUCGUGGAUUAUUAUCUUACAGCUUUGGCCACCCCAAAUUCACAGGUACCUCAACACCUCAAACCUCCCCCCCUCCAAAUUAUGGUGUUAAUGGCAGACAUUUAAAAAAAUCAAUUCCAGCAGAAGCCUCGCAGCUGUAGGACACUUAUCCUUAUUGCUACUCUUUUCAUUGGCCGUAAUUAUUAUAAUUAUAUGUCACUUUGAAUAGGGCUCAUAAUUUCCAAUGGGUUCCAGGCUGACUUCUCGAAAUUCCUGAGCGUUCUUCGAGAAAAAAACAAAGAAUGGGGGGAAAAACAUUUCGGAAAUGCUGGAGAAAGCAAAGGCUUUUAUAAAUCUGGCCCAUUUAUUUAUUUAUUUAUUUUUGCAGGGUUCACUUCAAACCUAACGUUGGUUUCCAAUUUUUAGGCUGUAAUCCAACACCCACUUACCUGAGAGUAAGCCCUACUGAAUACAAUAGGACUUCUUUCUGUGUAGGUAUGAAUAGGAUUGCCCUUUUAAGUGGGGACAGCAUUCUAUUGUAACUGUUCAUGUUAUGGGCGAUAUAUGUCACUCAGGAUAUCACCAGUUAUAUGAAUAAAGACACAGAACUCCCUAAUUUUUAAAGAGGAUAGUCUUUCCUUUCUAAUAUCUAGGCAGCAAAGGUACUGAGAUGUAAUAAUAAUAGCAACAGCAGUACUCCUGAUUAUGUGAACCAAGUGCAGUGCAAAUGAGUGAAAAGCGCUCAGUUAUUAGCACAGGUAGGUGCUGGUUUUGAGAGGCACGUAUCCUUCAGGUAGGAUUAGACUGCAGUGCUAUGCACACUUACCUGGAGGCAAGCUCCACUGAACCUAGAGGGGCCUACUUCUGAGUAAACAUGCAUAUAAUGGGAAGAAAGCAGGGAGGGAAAGGCGGAACGGAAAAAGAGGAGCAGGCGUUUGAGUUUAAAUUAGGAUGGACUCUCUGGUGCGGACCUUUUCUGACACCAACACAAUAAAGGCAUUGGGGUUAUAAUUUAUUAUCACAGCAGCAAUUACCACCAGUAGUCAUAAUAAUAGCAAUGUUUUAAUACACAAAAGCGCACCAGCGUGUAAGGAGGCAAACGGGGCUGUAUUAGGGGGAAAUGUUACCUUCAGAAAUAACAAGAUUUAAAAAGAGAAAUAAAGAUUCCGAAAGGACACUUUUGGGGAGUGUAGCCAUGGAAGUAUUUUAUUUCUGUAAAAGGUGGGCACGGAAUCAGAGCGCGUUACUCUUUCUUUUAUUUAUUUUUUUAAAAAACCUGGGUGAGCUUAUCCUCCAUGCCGGCUAACUCUUCCUUUGCCCAGUAGGUGGCGCAGUCCGCCAACAAGGAGCCACCUCUGCUUUCUGAUUCCUCCCCCCUUCUUUCCUCCCCCUUUUGGAAGCCGCGCAUUGACAUGGGCCUAACGAUUCUCGGAUCGUCAUUAUUUGUAACCAUAGAGCAUGAAUUGCCUCUUGAGGUCAUCAGUGAGAAUUUACGACUGGUCAACAAAAGCACGUGAUUCCCAAACGCACCCCCCACCCCACCCCCAUAUUUGGCCGCAUACAUAGCAAAAACGAAGUACAGUGCAUCGCUAUAAUUCAUUAAUACAUCAUAAAUCCUCAAGCACAGGGGUUAUAACGACCACGAGCCCCACAAAUCAAGCCCUCCAAAAUACAACCCAAAUGAGUUCUUACUUUGUAAACUCGUUCUCAGGACGCUAUCCUAAUGCCCCAGACUAUCAGCUGUUAAAUUAUGGGACCGGCAGUUCCAUGAACGGAUCUUAUAGAGAUCCAGGCAACAUGCACGCCGGCUCUUAUGGUGGAUACAACUACAAUGGGAUGGAUCUGAGCAUCAGCCGUUCAACCUCCUCCUCCAGCCACUUUGCAACGGUUGGGGAGAGCUCCCGCGCCUUCCCUGCCCAAGCCGCGCCGGAGAGCAGGUUCAGACAGGCGUCGAGCUGCUCCUUGUCCUCUCCCGAGUCCCUCCCUUGCACCAGCACCAGCAGCAGCACCAGCAACAACAACAACAACAACAACGGCGGCGGCGGAGGAGGCGGCGGCGGCAGCGGCAGCAGCAACGGCGAGAGCCAUGGAGGCAAAGCAGCCGCGUCUUCCCCCGCCGACCAGGCAGCCUCGGUCGGCACGGCCAACGCCACCAGUUUCACAGAGAUAGACGAAACCAGCGCGUCCUCGGGAACCGAAGAGAGCGGCUCCCAAGUCAACAGCAACGGCGUCAGAGCUCAGGCAGAGCCCAUCGCCACGUCCACGCCAGCCACAGAAGGACAGAGCCCACAGAUAUUCCCCUGGAUGCGAAAACUUCAUAUUAGCCAUGGUACAUGCUCCUUUUUAAAAUUUGCAUCUUCUAUCUAUAUCUACUUCUCUCUCUCUCUCUCUCUCUCUCUCUUUUUCUCUCUCUCUUUAUAUAUAGGAAUAUAUAUGAAAUAUGUUAUUGGCAGGGCAGACAGGGCAUGGGGGAUGGGAGGUGGAAAUGGAGCACAAUCGCCUGGGAAGACAGCCUCGGUGUGUCUUUUUAUGGCUUCCCUUUCUGCUUCCCAUCAGAAAGUGCCUUUAGUUAUUAUUUUUUAAUUAAUUUAAUCUAAAAGGGAGGGAAAGUCUGAUUUAGGAGAGGUUUUAUGAAAAUGUUUCCCUCUUGAAAAAUAAAAUAAAAUAACGCAGACGUAGCAUGGUAUCUGGGUGACAGGACCUAGUGCUAGAAGUAACCACAUUAUCAUAUUCAGAGACGUGAGAAUAAGAGUAGUCGUGGCAGCAGCAGUCAUAAUGGGCUUUUAAAAUACCAGGAGUUGAAGAGGUAGGAGGAAAGGAGCGGGUAGACUGGUUUGUGGGGAAGAAGAAAAACAAUGCUGUUUGUGGGCACAGAUGGGUCUGUCAAACAUCUCCUCUUGCCGCCGCCACCACCCCACAUUAUAGUGUCUGUUGUGACAAUGUGGGAUAAUGGCAAACUCUUUCCCCCUCCCCUCCCCCACGGUAAAAACGGAUGGACGUUGCCAAGGAGGAUCUGAGCGGCAGAGUUCGAAGGGUGAGGGAAUAUCGACUCGCUUAACACGCCGAUGCUAAAUGCAUUUGGGUGGAGAAAGGAAGCCCCAAGGAUUUCAGUGUGGAAGUUGCUUCCAGCGAAGUGUAGCUAGCUAGUGUCAAGGGGGUGGGCAAGUCAGUUCCAGGGCGAAGGGGAGGCACGGGAACGUACGACCAAACUGGUAGUCCCUCGCCUCCCUUCCUCUCUGCUCGCCUGUGUAUGUUUCCCCAUUUUGAUUAUAUUGGUAUUCAGUAUAAGCAGAAAGAGACAGGGAGAUACUAUGAAGGCUUAGAGCGUCAGCGUCAGGCUGCCAUCCUGCCCACCCCUUCCCUAGAAGUAGGCAUUACUGAAGCCAGUGGGGUUUACUCCCGAGUAAACCUGCAGACGCUGGAGUUGUGGAAAUGUCUAAACUUCUUAUAGGGUCAAGGAAAAGGAUGCCCCGCAGGAGGGGUUGGGGUGGGGACAUCGUGUUACUGGCACAUUUUUAUUUUAUUUUUUAAAAAGGGUGGAAUUCAGGUUCGGAGCUAUAGAAUCAAAAUGAAGUCACGGAGAAGGGAAUAAAGGAAAGGUGCUAAGGUGGUUGGGGCGUGAUUUUUGCAAGUAAGCUGGGGUGAGCUUUUCCAACUAAGCAGGAAACUUGUCGAAUAAUCUCUCUGGCAUAGUUGUAAUAAAGACAAAGCCGAACAGAACCCAAAAUGUUGUCCAUGUAUUAUUACCCAGAUAUGACUGGACCGGAUGGUAAACGAGCGCGGACGGCGUACACUCGCUACCAGACCCUGGAACUGGAGAAGGAGUUUCACUUUAAUCGCUACCUCACCCGCAGAAGGCGAAUAGAAAUAGCCCACGCUUUGUGUCUCUCCGAAAGACAGAUAAAAAUCUGGUUCCAAAACAGGCGAAUGAAGUGGAAGAAAGAUAACAAACUCAAAAGUAUGAGUUUAGCGUCUGGUGGCAGCGCAUUCCAGCCUUAAAUUAUAUCAAGGGGGGAAUAGUAAGAAAUAGAAGUGUGGGGCGGGGGGGGGGGGGAGAAGUAAAGAAAGAAAGAAAGUGAGAAAGUUUAAAACUAAAACUAAAAAAAAAAAGCAACAGCCAGUCUUUUUUUUUUUUAAGUUUGGAGUACUGUAAAGUGAAGCACUUUCCAUUCAGCAUGCUGUUGGUUGAUUUAUUAUAAUUAUUGUUAUUAAACAACUUCGGUGGUACUAUUAUUCCAGGACUGUGUCCUUUGCUACGAUUUCCCCCCUCUAAAUUAAAGUAAAUAAAAUAAAGUUAUUUCCAGAGGCUUCUUUAAUGCUUUAGGUGUUCUAAAUGUUUGUGUCUGUGCUAUAAAUGACGCUUUCUGGAAAAAGCUAGCAUGUUUUUUGUUUUUUGUUUUUUAACGUGCUCUUUAAAUGUUAUAACUUAUUUAUAAACCACUGCGGAGAAGGAAAUAUGGCUCCUUUAAAAAGUUUAGGCUUUGCAAGGAGAUCUUUCCUCCUUUCCUUCUUCUCCAGUCGGGCUAUCCUGUACUUCAGUGUCAGAGGAAAAAAAUUAAAAACAUCAACCACAACAAACUUUUUUUUAAAAAAGAAAAAAAAUUACAAUAUAUCUAUAUAUAAGCUCAUGUAUCUUUCUGUCUUUGAAAUUGUCAAGUCUGUGAUUUGGUUCAUAUUUCCUGGCCUUGUUUUGAUCCUAGGCCAGUUCUGAAACUUUUUUUUUUUAAAUAAAUGUGAGUGAAGUUCACUUAAAAAGGGUAUACGAUUGGACCAACCAUAGUAUGUUGAAAAUGUUUGUAAAUACUAGAAAUACUUCUGCAGUGACUAAUAGGAAGUUUUAGUGGGCAGGGUGAAUUCAGUGUUCUGUGUGUCUGAAAUGGCAUUUGUCAUGUUAGCUGCCUGUUCCCAUCUUUGCCAAGAAGCUUUUCGUAUCCGUUUGUAGCCUUAACUUGAAGUCAAAUAAACGUUUCUCCUGACCAGAAAAAAACACACCCACCAUCUUUUGUGUUUCUUUAUACCACGGCGAUGGAAAACCUCGGCCCUAAAGUUACUCCUAAGCGAAAUACAAACUUAAAAAAACAAAAAAAACAACCACCACCACAGAAAGUGUCUUCACAACCCGUAUGGCCCAUCUGCCAGGUUCUCCACCAGGACACUUCCCCAACCUUACGAGGGAAGGGUACAAAAUCGCCUCGUUUCAGUCGGUGCAGUUGCUGAACAGGAAACACACAACCCAAAGG